Molecule: messenger RNA, 630 nt
Organism: Bolinopsis microptera
Lineage: Eukaryota; Metazoa; Ctenophora; Tentaculata; Lobata; Bolinopsidae
Exons: 4
Coding region: 19-348 (109 amino acids)
Source: RefSeq, a predicted model, not a curated record
AGCUAUUAGUAUUACACAAUGGGCGAUUGGGCGCACGGACUAUUGGGCUGCUUUGAUGACUUUGGAACAUGUAUUAUCGCGUGGUUCGUGCCCUGUGUAACAUUCGGACAAAACGCCGAGGCAGCUGGAACCGCUAGUUCUUGUUUGAUCGGAGGUAUCUUCUUCCUCAUUCCUCUGCUGAAUAUUAUCUGCUGGAUUCAAACAAGAGGGGCAAUUAGGGAACAACAUGGAAUAGAGGGAUCGUUAGUUAGCGAUUUGUUGGCUAUUUGCUGCUGUUCUCUUUGUGCUCUAGUGCAAGAAGCACAGCAAGUAAAAGCAGGUCCCGGAGCAGGGGUUUCUCGAGCAUAACUACUAGCUUCUGCUUAUAGUGAUGAAACAAUUCUACUUGUUGUAGUGAUGAAGCACCCUUACCUAAAGAAUUACGAGCUGUUACUGCAGCCAUAUUCAGCCCAACUAACAUUAUAUUCAAUCAAUUAUUGUGUCAUUGAGUAUAAUUACUUAUUAGAUUACAUUAAAUUUAGAUGAAGACUCGCCUUUUUGAGUAUAACUAUAAUGGGUAAUACGUUAGUAUGUUGUUGUUAAUUGUUGUUAUUUAGUUAAUUGUAAUGUUAUUAUCACAUUUCACAACUA